CAUAUAUUUGAGGCUGUUAUUAAUAUUUAAUCGGUGGACGGUAUUGAACAUAAACCAUAUUGAAAAUCAGUAGCUAAAAUAUGGCACAUUUACUUAGAUAUUUCGUGCUUUGCCUGUUAAGCGAGUUUUUAAUUGUUUUUUCAUUGUCGAACAACCACAAUACUAGUAUUGGAAAUAUUACUGGAGGCUUAGUGACCGAUGAUGCACUGGAAAAGUCCGGUAUUUUACGUCAGCUUCUAAACCAAGAGACCAUUAUUCGAAUGGCUCUAGUACAAAACGUCCACUCUUUAAUGAAGGACAUCUUGACAAUUAAGAAUUCCAUGCUCGUCUCGGAAACAGCUAUGGGAAAAUUCAAACUUGCAACCGAAAAAACUAUUUUUCAAUUAGAAGCAGAAGUUGAAAAGCUAAAAUGGGAAAAUCAGCGUCUAAGGAACGAUAAUGCAGAGAUUCAAAGAAAAUUAAUUCCUUGUGUGAAUGGAACAUCUCAAACAGUCCAAGACUCAAUUUCAGAAAUGCGAAGAAAUUUUGACACAAAGUUUAUACAACUUGAUUCAGAGUUACAGACGAUCCAAGCAAGGAAAGCAAAUGUAUCAUCCAUUGCAACUUUAGAGACAUCCUUGUCAUACAUUUCAACUCAAGUUGGAAACCUGUCAAAGAGAGUAGCCUUCACAGCCGGGGUGACCGUUUCUAACCCUUCUUGGAACAGUGGGACAUUAAUAUUCAAUAAAGCUAUCAACAACGUGGGAGGAGGAUAUAACACUCACACCGGCAUCUUCACUGCACCAGUAUCAGGAGAUUAUGUUUUCUAUGCUACUAUCCAAACUUACGGUCGCCACUAUGUUUAUGUAGACAUUGUGUUAAAUGGGUCGAACAAGGUCAGAGUCGGGGCUCAAACUUCUAACCAUCAUGAUGACACAGGUACAAACCUGGUAACAUUACGGCUACAGCAGGGGGACACAGUAUGGAUACGACAUAGCAUUGGUUGGGGAUAUCAUACGCACAUUGCCUCUCCCCUGACCACAUUCUCUGGAUUUCUUAUCUAAACAAUGAAUUUUUCAUAAAUAUGUAUUGUUUUGAAAAUAUAGUAUGCAUAGUAUGCCUACUAAAAAUGCAAUAGUGUGUUUUGGCUUCUAUCAUUCACCAGCAUAAUU
Saccostrea echinata is the source of this 1151-nucleotide messenger RNA. Its product is annotated as heavy metal-binding protein HIP-like. NCBI's taxonomy places the organism in Eukaryota, Metazoa, Mollusca, Bivalvia, Ostreida, Ostreidae. The record is from RefSeq and is a predicted model, not a curated record. The coding region runs from base 81 to 1043 and encodes 320 amino acids. The transcript is spliced from 2 exons. Gene Ontology annotation, molecular function: protein binding.